This is a messenger RNA of Danio aesculapii, 2100 nucleotides long. It is a transcript of the gene mmp17b, whose product is annotated as matrix metallopeptidase 17b. Gene Ontology annotation, molecular function: metalloendopeptidase activity; zinc ion binding. The record is from RefSeq and is a predicted model, not a curated record. NCBI's taxonomy places the organism in Eukaryota, Metazoa, Chordata, Actinopteri, Cypriniformes, Danionidae. Gene Ontology annotation, cellular component: extracellular matrix. Gene Ontology annotation, biological process: extracellular matrix organization; proteolysis; collagen catabolic process.
GUGCAUGUGUGUGUGUGUGUGUGUGCACUACUGAGGGGUAUUAGGAGUCCAUUGUGCGAGUGCAGAGGCAGAAGGAGAGGGAGGAUCAGAGAAGCACAUCUGUUCAACAAGAACCACAGCAGACACACAGAAAACAGCCACAAGUUACAGUGAAGAUCUCAGAUCAUCUCUGAAGAGGAUUGAUUUGCGUCUCUCUGUUGGUUUCAUACUUUUACUGAUCUCACAAAAGGAUGUGUUUGCUCUCGAGAUGAUGCUGAUGUUCUGGACAGCAGUUGUGUUCUGCUUGUGUGGACGUACUGUGGACGUUUAUGGAGCGGCUGAUGAAGAUGCACUGCCUACCAGUUUAAUAAACAUGGUCACGUCUACCAUUUUACCCACUGCAAUACCCACAGAAGACGAGAGCGGUAUACUUGUGGAUUGGCUCACAAAAUAUGGAUAUCUCCCGCCUCCUGACCCCUCAACGGGUCAGUUACAGGCCUGGACAGCUGUCACUCAAGCCGUGAAGAAAAUGCAGAGUUUUGCUGGUUUGGACGAAACGGGAAUAUUAGAUGAAGAGACGCUUCAGCUCAUGCAAACACCUCGAUGUUCACUUCCAGAUGAUGAUGAUGAUGAACAAACCAUUCAUUCUGCACAGCACGCUGAUCCGCAGAACCAAAGGAUGAAGAGGGCCAUUUCUACCUGGACAAGAAGAAAUAUCAACUGGAGGCUGCGCUCUUAUCCAGUAUCCUCCAAACUGUCCCGUGAGACGAUUCGCUCUCUUGUGUUUUACGCACUGAGAGUUUGGGCUGAUCCAACACUGCUCGAGUUUCAUGAGGUACGAGGCCCUGAGGGUGCGGAUCUACAGAUAGAUUUCCUGCAUGGCCCACAUGGAGAUGGAUAUCCGUUCGAUGGAGCAGGUGGAUCUGUUGGCCAUGCUUUCUUUCCCUCAGACCCCAACAGGGCAGGUGGAGUUCAUCUGGAUGCAGAGGAGGACUGGGCCUUCAGACAGCCAGCAACAGAGGGAACGGAUCUGUUCACAGUGCUGGUGCACGAGCUGGGUCACGCUCUCGGACUGACCCAUUCAUCAGCACGCCAGUCUGUAAUGCGUCCGUACUACCAGGGGCCCCUGGGGGACCCGCUGCACUUCAGUCUGGGGCAUCACGACCUGCAGCACAUCACGGCUCUUUAUGGUCAGAGGGGUAAUGAUAUUCCAACAGACACACCUCUUCCUGUGACGGAAACUCAACUUCGCCAUCGACAUCACAGACUCACACACAUGUACACACACGCACACAGCCAUCCGGACAGUUCUGUGGAUCGCUGUAACACCAGUUUUGAUGCAGUCGCCAAAAUUCGAGGAGAGAUCUUCUUCUUCAAAGGCCAGAGCAUGUGGAGAAUAAGCAGAGGUGGUCUGGUGUCGGUCAGGGCUGUUCCUGUACAGACUUGGUCGGCUCUUCCUCCUUCUCUUCCUCCACUGCGAGCCGUUCUGGAGAGACACACUGAUCACGCCAUCAUCUUCAUCAGCGGUUCGCAGGUUUGGCUGUUCAAAGAUCUAUCACUCCAGGACGGGUUUCCUCAGCCUCUGCCCACUCUGGACGGAAGGUUUGAGGGUCUGCAUUGGGACCCGACGCAGGGUGUGGUUUGGGGCUCCAUUAGAGAAGAAGGACAGAAUGGAGAUAAUAAAGUCUGGAGAGAACUCAUUGAAGGAGGAGUGAACGGCAUCAUCAUGGAGAAUGACCACCAGAGAGAAACGAAUGGAGACUUUAAGGGUUCAACCUACGUUUUCAAAGGCAAUUCCUACUGGAAAUUCACUCAUCCAGGCUCCGCCCCUGUUGAAGGAUACCCUCGUCUUCUGGCCUCUGAUUGGCUGGAUUGCCCUCAGGACUCCUCCUACAGUCCUGCUGACAUCUCUCUGAUCUCUCAUUAUGGCCAACAGGAGCUGCACGAACAGAAAAAGGAAACCAUCAUCGACCAGAUCAGACACAGUGAAAAUAAUAAACCUCAGCGCUGGGACUGUCCCUGCCAGAACACUGCAGGGACUCAAAGGGGACAUGCUUUACUGUUAGCCUUUCUGUUUCUGCUCACUGUCAUGUGUUAAUAAAGGGACAGUUGACCCAAAAA